Pomacea canaliculata is the source of this 1409-nucleotide messenger RNA. Its product is annotated as thiamin pyrophosphokinase 1-like. The record is from RefSeq and is a predicted model, not a curated record. The transcript is spliced from 10 exons. Gene Ontology annotation, biological process: thiamine metabolic process; thiamine diphosphate biosynthetic process. Gene Ontology annotation, molecular function: ATP binding; thiamine binding; thiamine diphosphokinase activity. Bases 284 to 1069 code for a protein of 261 amino acids. NCBI's taxonomy places the organism in Eukaryota, Metazoa, Mollusca, Gastropoda, Architaenioglossa, Ampullariidae.
CUCUCUCUCUCACACACACACACGUUGCUGACACGAACUGUAGGCCACUGUGAUGGGUGUCCUGUACUUUAUUGCUUUGUCGGAGGAGUCCACGGACCGGGACAGCCUUUCACAGACAAAACAAGUUGAAACCAGAAUAGCUGACCCAGCUGCAGCCUUGACGGAACAUAUAAAAUUCCGAACAGCAGCGGCUACAGUUUCAAGCUGAGGAUAUUAUACUAGGAGGUUGACGAUCUUCGUGCCUAUUUCAAGUGCGGGGAAUUCAAAGUUUGGCUAUUUCGAAAUGGACCUAGAAAUAGAAGAAUCUGUCGGCAAUGAGGUCCAGGAAACUGAAGGAGAAAUGAGAGUACUGAAGCCACUGUCAUGUUUGAUACCUGGUGCAGUAAAAAAUGUCUGCCUCAUUAUCCUAAACAGACCCUUGGAGAGAUCACUUGUGAAGCAUGUUUGGUCAUGCUCACUGUUCAAAGCCGUGUCAGAUGGUGCUGCUGACAAACUGCUUGAGUGUAUGGAGGAUGAGAAUGAAAAGUUCACUCCAGAUCUCAUAUCUGGUGAUUUUGAUUCAGCAACGAAAUCUGUAAUUGAUUAUUACAAACAAAAGUCAGUCAAAAUCAUUGAAACUCCAGAUCAGGAUGAGACCGAUUUCACCAAAUGCCUCCGUAUUGCCAUUAAGGAAACAAAAUCAAAGGAGGAGGUUGGUCAGUAUGUGGUGAUUGGCUGUAUUGGUGGCCGCUUGGAUCAUCAGUUUGCAAACAUUGAGACGCUGUACACGGCUCUCUCUCUAACCACAAAGCCAGUCUUCCUCAUUUCUGAAGGCAGUGCAGCUUGCCUUUUGCGCCCAGGCAAGACACUAAUAGAAGUAAGCACUGGCUUGGAAGACGACUGGUGCGGGCUGAUUCCUGUAGGUCAGCGGUGUGCUCAUGUGUCUACAACCGGCCUGAAAUGGAAUCUGAAAGACCAAGCCCUGGGAUUUGGAGAACUAGUCAGUACUUCAAACACAUAUACUGAUGACCAAGUGACAGUGGAAACUGAUCACCCACUGUUGUGGACAAUGGGAUAUCGCUUGAAAUAAAUGUCUGAAUAGUGAAUCCAGAUCAACAGGACCUUGGCCUCAGUAAAAGCUGGAUAUUCUUAACAGUUCAUGGAUAUUUCCUGUGAUGCUUUUUCUGUGUGCGUGGUACUUGCAUGAACAAAAUUUUUAUGCUCUGUAAUGCAUUGCAUGAUAUACUUGUAAUUUUAUCCAGUCACUAUGCAAGAAACUUAAGAAGUAUUUAAGUAUAUUUUUCAACUUCGAAGAUUUGCCUAAAUUGCUUGCUCAUGAAUCCCAAGACCUGCAAGCUUUAAAUGUGUAACCUAUGUAUUGUAUUUUGUAACUCCUACAAUUAAACUUUGAAAUUCUAUCAAAAGCUAAA